UCUCGGUUCGGAAAGUUAGCGUUUGCAUCAUUGAAAUAUGAGAUCCUAUUGUUAAUAAUUCGAGUGACCUAGAACGUGCUAGUCAUAGUUUUUCAAGCGUACUUUUAAUCAGAUUUUCGCACGAACAAUAGAAGCUAGUUAUGGUCCAUUUAAGGUACGCGAUUGCUUCGCUUUUGGCGGUCGCCAGUUUGUUGCAGUCAUGUCGAGCGUUUUUCGAUCCGAUCACUAUUGGGUAUGUCUCUUUUGGAGUUGGCAGCGCAGCUUUAGGUUGGCUUAAACGAGGAUACCUCGCGGAAAUAACCUACUGCAAAUUCGAAGAAUGUUGUAUGAAGCCAUACUUGAAAAACGAUGUAGAAGGUUUGCGUAUACAGCUUCAAAGGAACUUGUUCGGCCAGCACAUUGUUGAAGAUGCGUUGAUUGACGCACUAAGGGGUCAUUUUAUUAACAUUGAAAGAUCAAGAAAGCCUUUGGUAAUGUGCUUUGACGGAACCACUGGUACAGGAAAAAAUUAUGUAGCAGAUUUCAUAAUAUCUUCUCUAUUUGAGAAAGGUAUUAACAGUAAAUAUGUUCACAAGUAUACUGCUGACUUCUGGUUUAAAUAUCCUGCCAAUAUGGUUACGAGUAAACUCAUCGGUGAAAUUAAGCAAUCGAUACGAGCUUGUCCCUAUUCACUGUUUGUGUUUGAUGAAACGCAACAAAUGCCCAAAGGGGCACUAGAUUCGUUAGUUGCACUAUUGGACCACCAUACUUCCUCCCCGGAGUAUGACUACACUAAAUCAAUUUUCAUUUUUCUAUCUAACAACGCAGGCGCGGAGAUAGCUAAGCAGCUAAAACGGCUUCUGGAUUCUGGCAGUUAUCGAGAUAAAACAAAGCUAGUGGAUUUUGAACGCACCAUUGAGUUGGCAGUUUACAAUAUGGUCGGUGCACUAAAGAGCAGUAAUCUUAUCCAGUCCAACGUUAUUGAUCACUUCAUUCCGUUCCUACCGCUCGAAGAACGUCAUGCAAAGCAGUGCAUUGAAAAAGAAUUUGAAUUGUUUUGUCCUGGAAGGAAGACCCAAGCAAAGAUCGAGGAGGUUGCGCAAAUGACUAUCACCUUGGAUGCGGACGGAUUGUUUCAGAAUAGCGGCUGUAAACGUAUUAGUAAAAAAGUUGAGGCGAUGUGUUACAAUUAGUUUAAGAUGGAAACGUUUAACACAUUUGGUUAUGAAAUUGAUUCCAGUGAUUUACUUUGAUGCUGUGGGAUAUGAGGAAGGGUAAUAUAAAUAUUUUGUAAAUUCGAGACAAGUUUACACUUACUUUUAAAAAUAUGGAAGAGAAGUUGAUAUGAAUACAAGUGUAAAGUGGUAUUCAAACGAUAAUAAAAAAUCAAGUAUAGUUUGUGUGAGCUUUUGACUUGAAUGGCAAUAUUCCUCCUGAAUGCGAUAGUCAGAUGGAUUCAAUCGAUGAUACGAAACACGAUAUCUAAUAUUUUUGUAAAAA
Molecule: messenger RNA, 1479 nt
Organism: Sabethes cyaneus
Lineage: Eukaryota; Metazoa; Arthropoda; Insecta; Diptera; Culicidae
Product: torsin-like protein
Exons: 7
Coding region: 141-1172 (343 amino acids)
Biological process (GO): cellular response to misfolded protein
Molecular function (GO): ATP binding; ATP hydrolysis activity
Source: RefSeq, a predicted model, not a curated record